Crotalus tigris (Tiger rattlesnake) is the source of this 945-nucleotide messenger RNA. Its product is annotated as olfactory receptor 12D3-like. Gene Ontology annotation, molecular function: G protein-coupled receptor activity; olfactory receptor activity. The record is from RefSeq and is a predicted model, not a curated record. Gene Ontology annotation, biological process: G protein-coupled receptor signaling pathway. The transcript has a single exon. Gene Ontology annotation, cellular component: membrane. Lineage: Eukaryota; Metazoa; Chordata; Lepidosauria; Squamata; Viperidae. The coding region runs from base 1 to 945 and encodes 314 amino acids.
AUGGAAAACCAAACAGAAGUUAGUGAAUUCAUCUUACUAGGCUUUGGCAAAGUCUUGGAACUUAAAAAACUACUCUUUGCAAUCUUUUUGAUGUUGUAUUUGGCAACUUUACUUGGGAAUGGAACUAUUUUUAUUGUAGUUUUAAUUGAACAUCAACUUCACAGCCCCAUGUAUUUUUUCCUUGGAAAUCUUUCCUGCCUUGAUAUUUUCCACUCCUCAACAACAGUACCCCAAAUGCUUUCUGGCUUUCUGUCAGAGCUGCAGACUAUUUCAUUCAAUGACUGCAUGAUCCAACUGUUCUUCUUCUACUUCCUGGGCAGCAGUGAAGCUAUUCUUCUUGGUGUCAUGGCCUAUGACCACUAUGUUGCUAUAUGCAAGCCUUUGCACUAUACCAUCGUCAUCAGAAAAGAGGUUUGCAUCCUGAUGGCAGCAGCUUCCCUGUCCACUGUUUUUCUUCAUGCUUUGAUGCAUGCAGUAGUGACUGCUUAUCUACCCUUUUGUGGAUCAAAUCACAUUGAACAUUUUGUCUGUGAUACAAAACCAUUGUUAAAACUGGCUUGUGGUAGCACACAACUCAGCCUUAUGCUUCUCAAUAUUGUGACCAGCUGCAUUGCAAUUGGCCCUUUUCUCAUUACAGUCCUUUCCUACCUCUACAUUAUUACUUUCCUCCUCUUCAAAAUGCAGUCCCAAAGUGGGCGGCAAAAGGCUUUCUCCACUUGUGGAUCUCACCUGUCUAUGGUGGCUUUACUUUAUGUUCCUGUUUUGCUUAAUUACAUGAUUCCUACAGUGGGUACCUCAUCUCAACGAGACAUGAUAUUGACUCUUAUGUAUAGUGCAAUUACCCCUGUUUUGAACCCACUUAUUUAUACAUUGAGAAAUCAGGAAGUUAAAAGAGCAGUGAAAAAGAUUUGGGGUAAAAAGUCACUUUUUGUUGGGUGUAAAUGA